UCGAUCCAUAGUGAAUCGCAGACCAUUCCAAGUCUUGCAUCUCAGAUAUCAUAUCAUCAUGCUCUACUCCGUAUGACCGUGUUCACCUCGAAGUAACAGGUAGCAAGAAAAACAUGGACAUUGCUCUCUCUGCGGUGGCAAGCGAGCUAGCCAGCCGGUUCGUGUCUUUCCUCAUCAGCAAGUGCAGAGACCAGGCAUGCCUCAACAAGAAGAAGAACCUGGAAUCGCUGCGCCGGCUCCUUCUCAGGGUUCAUACCGUCGUCGAGGAGGCUGAGGGCCGAUACAUCACCAGUUCAAGGAUGCUGGUGCAGCUCAAGAUGCUCACGGAGGCCAUGUACCAGGGGUAUGAUGUCUUGGACACUUAUGGUCCCCUAGAACAGAUCAGAGCACGAAUGGAGGUGAGUGGCUCAGACACCAUCAAUUUCUCAGCUGUCAGACGUUUUAGUAGCUCAACUGUUAGCAAAGAGGUGCAGACUGCGUUGGAAAAAUUGGAGGCUGCCACCGGCAAGAUAGCUGAAUUUAUCGCCCUCCUAACAGGUUGCGAACGCAUGUUUCGCAGCCCCUAUAGCUGCUAUAUCUACAUAGAUAACUUCAUGUUUGGGCGCCAAGUCGAGAGGCAGCAUGUCAUCAACAUCUUGAUGCAGGACAACUACCCACUCAAGGUUCCCACCGUGCUGCCGAUUAUCGGUGGUUGCAGAGUAGGCAAGAAAACUCUAGCCUGGAGCGUUUGCUCCGACGAGAGGAUCCGCUCCCGCUUCUCUUCCAUCAUCCAUGUCAAUGGAUGUGAUAUUCAGAAAAUUGACCAUGGCAGGUUCAGUAACGUGAGGAGUUUGAUUAUCGUUGAAGUUCAGUCAGAUCUGGAUGACAAGGAAUGGUACAAGUUUCAUUCACUGCUGCUAACUCUGACGGGUGCAGGAAGCAAACUUGUGAUCCUGAGCCGUCUUGAGAAGCUAGCGAGGUUCGGAACCGUAAACCUGGUACGAAUCAACAGCUUCACACAAGAAGAAUACAGCUACCUUUUCAAGGUCCUCUCGUUUGGAAGUUCCGACCCGGUGGACCAUCCGCAGCUAGCGUUGAUAGGGAAGGAGCUAGCAACAAUGAUGAAGGGGUCACUUGUCCAUCUAAAUGUGUACUCCAGCAUGCUGAGGAACAACUUAAAUGUUCAGUUCUGGAUCCGUGUCCUGAAACUGUACAGAUCGGUGAUGGAGGCUAAUCUAUCCAUCUCUGGGGAACACCCGAGAGCUCUUCUUGACAGAGGUAACACCGUAGACAUUACCGCGUUUUCACCGUCAUCGUCGUCCUCUCGACUUAUGCUACUGGUUGGUGGAAAGCAAUCUUCCAUGCCUGGUGAGCUCCCCAGGAUGACAUUUGGAGAUAUAAUAGCAGGCUCUGUUGUUCUGCCGGUGAGGUUUGAGCUGGUGUGGGAGUCAAGGUUACCCCCUUACACCGUUAUCUCUGCCACUUGUGUCGCGGAGAAGCCUGAGCACUCGGCCUCACCAAGGAAGAAACGCCGUAGAUUAGGCACGUCUAUGUAGGCCAUUAUUGUGUCAGGCCAUCUGCCUCUUGAUAUGAGCUUCGAUUGAGAGCCUUUUUGAUUCAAAGGAAUUUCAAAUGAUUCUCAUCUUUAGGGAUUUCCUAUGGUAGCCAUUUAAUUUGCAGAAUUGCAGUUCUCAGAAAAAGUUCCUAAGAAA
Lolium perenne is the source of this 1691-nucleotide messenger RNA. Its product is annotated as putative disease resistance protein RGA3. NCBI's taxonomy places the organism in Eukaryota, Viridiplantae, Streptophyta, Magnoliopsida, Poales, Poaceae. The record is from RefSeq and is a predicted model, not a curated record.